Messenger RNA from Ostrea edulis (European flat oyster), 905 nucleotides. RefSeq lists its product as uncharacterized. The record is from RefSeq and is a predicted model, not a curated record. Bases 164 to 802 code for a protein of 212 amino acids. The transcript is spliced from 4 exons. NCBI's taxonomy places the organism in Eukaryota, Metazoa, Mollusca, Bivalvia, Ostreida, Ostreidae.
GAGUCAUUAUUCUUACUUCAGCGAUCAGUAAGUACAUCGAUGUUGAUUACAAUACAUCAAUGAGUUUACGACAUCCGUCCGUACAUCCGGAUGAUUACGAAGGGGACUGUUAAAUAUUGCCAGUGCAUAUCAUGCAUCAAUAUUAUCACUCACAUACAUCAGGAUGGAGUCUAGUUUACAGUUUGUGUGGAGUAUGUUACUUAUACUAUUAGGAUUGGACUUACCGGGUUGUGUAGAGAGUCGUUUGUUUGUCAGUUACAACAGAGCGCGAACAGUGACGUACACCUCCUACAACAAAAGUCAAUAUGAUCAAGCAAACUCUCGAUUGAUGUGGAUCUUUGUUGGGUUUUUCUUUGGUUCCAUCAUUCUAGUUUUGUUAUGUUUCUUUUGCUACAUAAAAUUCAGAAGAAAGCCUUCAAAUGCAGAGCCUUCUCAGAAUGGAGUGGCAGUGGUAUCUACCGACAUACGAUAUGAUAUCAAUGCACCACCUCAAUAUUCCGAAUCAGUGGCGGCAGGUCAUCUCAAGGUCACAGACGAAACACUUCCGCCCCGAUACAGCGACAUCAUUAACCCUCCAUCAACGGGGGGUAACUCAGGCGCGACAUCAUCAACAGCUGACACUGCUGCUUGUUCUUCUGCUCUGCCGCCCGAUUCCCUCAGAUUACGAACGACACAGUCACAUGGAAGCGAAUCAACAGAAAGCGCAAGGGCUCAACAGCACGAGGAGACACGUCAUAAGGACGAGCCAGAUACUCCAACUCACGAUAAAGCCGGCUUAGUAGACAAUGAAGUAUUCGACUAAAUGUUAACGAUUUGUAUGUCUGCAAUGUAGAUAACGGAAUGUUGAUUAAGAAAACAACUGUGUAAAAUGUACCUUUCUAAAAAUAAAAAACCAGCCUCUUUUA